Messenger RNA from Dendrobium catenatum, 696 nucleotides. Its product is annotated as NAC domain-containing protein 87. The record is from RefSeq and is a predicted model, not a curated record. Gene Ontology annotation, molecular function: DNA binding. Lineage: Eukaryota; Viridiplantae; Streptophyta; Magnoliopsida; Asparagales; Orchidaceae. Gene Ontology annotation, biological process: regulation of DNA-templated transcription. The coding region runs from base 1 to 696 and encodes 231 amino acids. The transcript is spliced from 4 exons.
AUGGAUGACUCCCUUCACCUACUUCCUGGCUUCAGAUUUCAUCCAACAGAUGAGGAGAUUAUAACGCACUAUCUGUUAGAGAAGGUCAUUGAUCAAAGCUUUAAGUCAAUUGCCAUUGGUGAAGGAAGCUUCAAUGAGUGCGAGCCAUGGGAUCUUCCAGGAAAAGCCAAUAUGGGAGAGAAAGAAUGGUACUUCUUUUGCAAAAGGGACAGGAAGUAUCCUACAGGAAUGAGGACUAAUAGAGCCACAUCAUCUGGCUACUGGAAAGCAACAGGGAAGGAUAAGGAGAUAUUCAAAGGGAAAGGUGUCCUUGUUGGGAUGAAGAAAACCUUGGUUUUCUAUAGUGGAAGAGCUCCAAGAGGUAUGAAGACCAAAUGGGUCAUGCACGAGUACAGGCUUGAAGGCAAAUAUCAGUACAAUAAUCUUUCCACACCUCAUCAGGAUGAAUGGGUUGUUUGCAAGGUCUACAAUAAGAAGGAUACAAAGAUCAGCACAGGACAACAGGAAGUUGCAGAAAGGAUGAACAGUUCUUUUGUGGAUGAUUUGUUAGUUGAUAAUCCUGAUCAAUUGCCACCUCUUACAAACUCUCCUUUCUUCUACAACUCAAGAGACAUCGUUGACUACAAUUCCUUUGACCUACAUUCCCCUAGCUUGGACUUCGGUCCCCUCGACCAUCGCCUAACUUUGAUCUUUUGA